AUGUUUGGAUCGCUGCUGGUGGGGAUCGCGACGCUGCUGGGAGUGAUCUACGCCUUCCUGGUGUCCAACUUUGGCCACUGGCGCCGGCGUGGAGUGCUGGAGCCACGGGUCCUCCCGCUCCUGGGCUCCUUUCCCAAUAUUGUGUGGCCACGCCAGCACUUCACCAUGGACAUGCGCGAUAUCUACAUGCAAUACCGGGAUACGCACAGCUAUGUGGGUUGCUUCAUGCUGCGCGCACCCAAGCUGCUCGUUCUGGAGCCCCGCCUGGUGUACGAGAUCUAUGUGAGUGCCUUCGGCCACUUCGAAGACAACGAUGCCUCCAAGAUGGUGGACAUCGGCAAGGAUCGACUGGUCGCCCUCAAUCCCUUUGUGCUCGAGGGCGAUGAGUGGCGCCGCCAGCGGGCGGUCUUCUCAACACUGCUGACCAACGGUCGCAUCCGCACCACCCAUGCGAUCAUGCAGCGCGUGUGUCGGGAUCUAUGCACCUUCAUCUCCAGGCAGUCGGUGGACGAGCUGGAUGGGAUUGAUCUCGGCCUGCGCUUCACCGGCGAGUCGCUGUUCGACUGUGUGUUGGGCAUCCAGGCGCGCACCUUCAGCGAUGAUCCGCUGCCGGUUGUCCGCCAGAACCAGGAGAUGUCCGCCGAGAAUCGGGGAUUGGCCAUCGCCGGUGCCGCCUGCGGCCUCUUUCCCAAUCUGCCGCGACGUUUGCGACCCAAGGUCUUUCCCCGCUCCUACGAUCGCUUCUUCGGCGCCAUGAUCAGCGAGGCACUGCGUCUGCGCAGGUCCAGGCACCAGGAGCGGAACGACUUCAUCAACCACCUGCUCGAGCUGCAGAGGGACCUCCGUCUCAGCGAGGAGGACAUGGCCUCGCAUGUCAUGACCUUCAUGUUCGACGGCAUGGACACCACCUCCAACAGCAUUGCCCACUGCCUCCUGCUGCUUGGUCGUAAUCCGGAUUGCCAGCAACGUCUGUUCGAGGAACUCGAGGAGGCCAAUCCCGGCGGGGAUCUCCCCGAUCUGGACGCGCUCAUAGACCUGCCGUAUCUGAGUGCCUGUUUCAAUGAGAGCUUGAGGAUUUAUCCAGCCGGCGGUUGGGCCUCGAAGACCUGCACGAAGGAGUACGAGUUGCGGGGUAGUCACCACUCGGAACCACUCAAGUUGCGACCCGGCGACAAUGUGAUGGUGCCCAUCUAUGCCCUGCACAACGAUCCCCAUCACUAUCCGGAACCGGAAGUAUUCCGACCCGAAAGAUUCCUGGACGGCGGAUUGAAGACGUUCAAGCAGCAGGGCGUGUUCCUGGGCUUCGGCAAUGGACCGCGACAGUGUGUGGGCAUGAGAUUGGGUUUGGCCAUGGCCAAAGCCGCCCUGGCGGCCAUUGUCCAGAAAUUCGAGGUCCUGGUGAGUCCUCGCACGCGACACGGCACCGAAAUAGAUCCCCUGAUCUUCGUGGGCGUCCACAAGGGCGGCAUUUGGCUGGACUUUGUUCCACGAAAAAUCUAGACUGCAAGGUCCAAACAAAAAUAGAAAUCUGGGCAAUUACAGUAGUCUCUUUAAACUAAAAGUAAACAAAAGGGUUUUAAAAACCAGGAAAGGGGUAGCCCUUAAAAAUAACUUCCAAGGUGGAAACUAAGAUUAUUAUCCUAUAGCUUACGACUAUUAAAAAACUUUAAACAAAUUUGUUGAAUAACUUUAAGAUCAAAGAAUUUCAAUAAUUUAAAAUUAAAAUUAAAAAAGCUAAGAUCUAAAUGAUCAAAGAACAAAUGAAAGGUGAUACAAGAGUACAAUUAAUAAUGGUUAUUUGAUUUUUCUAACAGUUGGUUUUAAUAUUUGAAUGAUUAAAUAAUUUAAUUUAAAAUGAUACAUAAUUAUAUAUGAACAAUUUUUUUCUGUGCCUGGCUUUCCCGACAAUGAUUCAAUGAUUUCUUUGUUAGCAUUGGUGGUUCAAUAAAAAUUAGAGUGGGUCAUCGCUUUUGUUAGUCUCAGGGUUUAGCUGCAUUCAGCUGGGAAUUAUAUCAUCGGGUGGUGUCCAAACACUGGUUAUACAUCAAUAAGGCGACGGCAAUAAAUGCAUUCAAAUAUCAUACACUUCAAAAAAAAAAAGUGUUAAAAUACCGCAAUAAUUGUAUAGCCUUGAUAUGCCUAAAUAUCACUUUAAAUAACUAAACAUUGUUACAAAUACUACAUUGUUAAUAAGAAAAAGUUAAGAAGUUGUAUCUUUCAUCAACUGUGAUUUGUUAUAUCUUGAAAUCUUACAAUCAAAAUGAAAUAAAAAUGAUAUCAAUGGAUCCAUUAUGA
Messenger RNA from Drosophila rhopaloa, 2295 nucleotides. It is a transcript of the gene Cyp28c1, whose product is annotated as probable cytochrome P450 28c1. The record is from RefSeq and is a predicted model, not a curated record. Bases 1 to 1500 code for a protein of 499 amino acids. The transcript is spliced from 5 exons. NCBI's taxonomy places the organism in Eukaryota, Metazoa, Arthropoda, Insecta, Diptera, Drosophilidae. Gene Ontology annotation, molecular function: monooxygenase activity; iron ion binding; oxidoreductase activity, acting on paired donors, with incorporation or reduction of molecular oxygen.